Tetrahymena thermophila SB210 is the source of this 3444-nucleotide messenger RNA. RefSeq names its product von willebrand factor type A domain protein. Lineage: Eukaryota; Ciliophora; Oligohymenophorea; Hymenostomatida; Tetrahymenidae. The record is from RefSeq and is a predicted model, not a curated record. The transcript has 7 exons. Gene Ontology annotation, cellular component: mitochondrial inner membrane. Gene Ontology annotation, molecular function: protein binding. Gene Ontology annotation, biological process: mitochondrial respiratory chain complex III assembly.
AUGGUAAUCAACAAGCGAAUUUUACUUUUAGCAUGUCCUAUUUUUAUAGUUAUAGCGAUAUGUCUUUCUGCAGUAGGCUACUCUUCCUUUAAAUCCUUACCUGAUUUACAGCAGUUCAUUUAAUAAGGCCAUAUUUAGUAACAAUUAGGUAGUAAAUCGCGAGAUAUUUAGUUUCUUGAUUUCUCUUUAGAAGCAGGGUAUUAGGAAAAUUUCAAAUAAGUAUUUGCUCUCCGCUCUUAUUACUAUCAAAUAUUAGAAAAUAAUGUAACUCCAAAAAACCCAGACAUAAGUUAGAUUCAAGCUCUAUAUGUGAGCCUUUUGCAAGACCAAGAUCCUAACUUUCAAUAGAAUAAUUAAUCCAUUUAUAAUAAGAUAAACAACGCUUCCUUAUAAGAAAUACUGCAAGUUACUGGAUGGGACAAUUUAUAAGAAACAGUAUUUGAUAAUGCAUCUAAAAAAUACUCAGCACAGUAUUCUACUCUAGCUAAAGAUGUCCUUCUCUUCGGGGUUCUUAUGAAAGGUAUUUUAGCUCCAUAUUACCUUUAGUAGUAAUUAUAAGACACUAGCGAUGGGUCUUCUUAUGAUCUCAUUUAUACAGUUGGUAUAACAUAUCCAGGAUUAAAUUUUACAGUUUUUUUACCUCUUCCAAACAGCACUUAACUUACAAAUAUUAAUUAGCCUGUACAAACAACUAAAUCUAAUUCAUGUCCUUCUAUGCUCACUGGAAAAUAUAACUUUAAUAAUGUAUGUACUGGCUAAGAUGCUUCUCUUUAUGUUAUAAAAGAUUCUUAUUAAAAUUAUCAAGGCGCUGGUGGUAUAAGCUAAAAAUUUAAGGUGAAUGAUAAUGUUGAUGCAAUAAUAUAUGCAUAAUUUUAAUUACAACAAAAACAAUCUGCCUUAAAAUAAUCACUAAUAAACAAAGAUUAUGGUGACUUGUUCUUAAUACUUGACGAUGAUGAAUUGACGUUGCUAGCUUUUGAUGAUACAACGCAUUAAAUGGAUUAAAGUUUUAGUUAGAAUCUCGUUCUUUAGAUAUUUGGUUAAAAUCCAAAUCCAAAUGAAGUAAAUGAAUUUUAACAAAACUUCUAUUAAGUUAAAAAUGGCAUAAAAGAUUCAAAAUUAAAAAAUUAAAAUGAAAAAUAUUCAGAUCCUCCAUAAUAGUUUUCAUAUAAAGUAAAUGGAAAAGUCUAUUACAUAAUAUUUACACCUAUCGAAGUUUAUCCAGGUUAAAUGGGCUCUGAUGGGUAAUUGGUUAUAAAUUAUGCAGAAAUACUUUUCUAUCUUGGUUAUAUUGUUUCAGAAAGUGAUUUGAUCCAAGGAUUUUAAGAAACAAACGAUCGAUUAAACUAUAUUGAAUUAGUCUCAUUUAUUGUUAUCAGUGUCAUAUCUUUUAUUUCAAUUUGCAUUGUAGGCAGAUACAGCUAUAUGAUAUCUUACUCUUUCCAAAACCCUAUUAUAACUAUGUCACGUCUUAUGUCAGAAAUCGACCCUGAAUAAAUAGACUAAGAAGACUAAUACGAAAGCUAUUAAAAUUACUUUACAUCUGAUGAAAUCAAAUCUUUAUUCGAAGCUAUGGUUACGCUUCUUAAAAAUUUUAAGUACUCAAAUCAAAGAUUUCAUGAUGAUGAUGCUUUAACUCUAUUAGAGCUCUCUAGGGCUAAAUAAUUUUAUAUAAAAUUUGGUAAUUAAAAUGGUGUUGGUAUUUGCUGUAAUAACAUAGGGAAUAUCCAUUUAAAGAAUAAUCGUUAUUUAGAAGCUAUAUCUGAGUACCAAGAAGCAAUUUUAAUGGCUACCAUGGAAUAUAAUAUUACUAAAGAAGAAAUGGAUAAGGAAAAUAUAGAAUAUAGAAAGAAACCUCAAUAAAUUAUUGAUGUUAUUAACUAAAAUAGCCCAAAUAGAUCGUAAAGAAUGAAUGGGAAAAAAAAGAAGACAUUUUUAGCUGGAAGCAAUCAAAAUCCUUCUUCACCACUUAAGAAACCAAAUAUGCUUUCUUCUUAAGCCAGCUCUAUGAAGCAGUAAAAGAGGAAUUCUAAAGAUGGUACUGUCAUGAAACCCUCUCAUUUCCAGAAUGAUGAAGAUAUUUAAGAAGAUGAUGGAGAUAUAGAAAACUCUCAAAUCGCAAAGAAGAGAAUGCCCGAACAAUUUAAUUAAGAUAACACAAAUGACAAUACUAUUUAUAGAAAGAAGAAAGAUGAUCUUCUCAUGAAAUAUGACCUUUCUAAGACAAGACUUUUAAACAGAAAAUAUUAAUUAGGAGUUGCUUUAUUUGAAUAUUCGACAUAAUAAAAGGAUGAUCUCUAUCAUGAAGCAAUAAGAGUGUUCGAAAAAUGUAUUUCCCUUUCUGAUUCAGCAGAUCCAAGAGAUUUUGAUGAUGAUUUAGGCUAUAGAAGACCCUCAAACACAACUAUAAUUAGAAAAAUACUUAUUUUAACUAAAAAAUCAUAUUGUCACCUGCGUCUUGGAGAAUAUAAAAGAGCAGAGCUACACAUUUAAGAAGCUUAAUAGUUAUAUGAAGAAUUGCUGCUAGUUCUUUAAGAAGAAGAUUUUCAUGAAGAAAAUACUUCUUUGUUCUUAAAUAUCUUUGCUUAAAUUCCUCCAGAAAUUCUCUUAUCAAAAAUUAAGCUGUAAUAAGCAAUUCUUGAAUUGGCUAAGUUUAACUUUAGGAAGGCUGCUGACAUACUAACCAGAAUUAUAGAAGAGGGACAAGUAUAUGACUCAUAAAUUAGAAAAUAUGCUAUGAUGCUUUUAAAGAAUAUUAUGGAAAAGUUUAACUUAGAAAUACCUACUUUGAUACCAAAGCUUUAAAAGUUCAAUUUAAGAAUAAUAGAAUUAAUAAUGCUAAUUGAUUACUCUAAAGAUAUGACAGUUGAUCAAAUUAAAUAUUCCCAUGCAAGAUGCAGAAGUAUCUUUGAUAAAAUAGAUAAAAAGGAUAAAAUUGGAUUUGUGCAAUUUAACGAGCUAGUCCAUGAAAAUUUCCCUUUGUAAGAAAAAGAACUUUAUAAUGAUUUGUUAGAAAAGAAAAUUCGUUCCAUUCCUAUGAGUACAGGAGGUAAAUCUAAUUUGUACAAAGCUCUUGAUGUGACUACAGGUUUGUUUGAUAAAUGCUAAUAAAUGAAUAAUAUUGAAGAUAAUUAAAAGAAGAGCACACUUGAUUAAGAAAAUAAUGAAAGACUGAGAUUCAUUUGUCUUUUCACAGAAGGAAAUAAUUAAAUAAAAGAGGAUUAAUUAGAAGCUAUUAAAGAAAAAAUGAAGAAAAAAUAAGUAAAUCUAAUUAUAAUCAAUAUCUGUAAUUAAAAUGCUAACAUGCUCUAUUUGCGUUACUUAGCUAAAGAAAUUUCUGAGCUUGGGUAGUUCUUCCAAUAAGGAGAUGAUGAUGUUGAAGAAUAUUUAAAUAAGCAAAGAGAAAAAUAAAUAAAACGCUAACUAAUUUGUGAAUAUUUCUGA